Molecule: messenger RNA, 1463 nt
Organism: Pteropus alecto (black flying fox)
Lineage: Eukaryota; Metazoa; Chordata; Mammalia; Chiroptera; Pteropodidae
Gene: PEBP1
Product: phosphatidylethanolamine binding protein 1
Exons: 4
Coding region: 138-695 (185 amino acids)
Biological process (GO): negative regulation of MAPK cascade
Source: RefSeq, a predicted model, not a curated record
UGCGCGUGCGUGCCCCGUUCCGCUCGGCUCGCGUUGCCUCUGGCCAGUUUGCCGACCGCUUCCAGUCGGUGCUGUUUUCCUCCGUCUGUUCUCGCUCACCUGUCCCGGCUAUCCGCCCGCUCGGCCCCGCGAAGAAAAUGGACCUAAGCAAGUGGUCCGGACCCUUGAGCCUGCAGGAAGUGGACGAGCGGCCGCAGCAACCGCUGCAGGUCAAAUACUCCGGGGUGGAGAUCGACGAGCUGGGCAAAGUGCUGACGCCCACCCAGGUUAAGAACCGGCCCACCAGUAUUGUAUGGGAUGGCCUUGAUUCAGGUAAACUCUACACCUUGGUCCUGACAGACCCGGACGCUCCCAGCAGGAAGGACCCCAAAUUUAGGGAAUGGCACCAUUUUCUGGUGGUCAACAUGAAGGGCAAUAACAUCAGCAGUGGCACAGUCCUCUCCGAUUAUGUGGGCUCUGGGCCUCCCAAGGGCACAGGCCUUCACCGCUACGUCUGGCUGGUGUACGAGCAGAACGGCCCACUGAAGUGUGACGAGCCCAUUCUCAGCAACCGAUCUGGAGACCAUUGUGGCAAAUUCAAGGUGGCAUCUUUCCGCAAAAAGUAUGAGCUCGGGCCCCCAGUGGCUGGCACAUGUUACCAGGCGGAAUGGGAUGACUAUGUGCCCAAACUCUACGAGCAGCUGUCUGGGAAGUAGGGGAAAGCCAGGAGACAGAAAUCACCCCAGAAGUCCCAAGCAGUGUCCUCAAGUUCUGUGGUGUAUGUAGAUUUUUCCUCCUCUAUUCCCAUUCUCAUAGAUGAGACCUGAGCAGAUAGUAGUUUAAGGUGACUUUUUCUUCUGCCUGUCCUUUAUAAUUACACAGGGUCACACACCCUGGUUUAUGUUUUGAUCUAAUUUUAACUCCAUUUUAGGCGAUACUUUGGUACUAUGAUGGGGUCAUCAGAUUGUUAAUGUAGGAAUAGCAAUCCGGAAUUUAAAAAAGAAAAAAAUUAGAGAAGAACAGGUCUAUAGUAAUAGGGCAGAGCAUCAAAAAAUCUUUAAAAGAAGUUAAAAAAUUCAUUGCCUCUGCCUUUGUAAGCCUAAGUCCAGGAUUGUGCAUAGUGGAAUCCUCUGAGGGGUGUUUUCACGGUCCAGUCUCUCACCAAACAACUAGAGCCUGGCGUGUCCACUAACCCCCAAUAUGGUACAUCUCAGAUUUGUUACUACGUGUCAGUAUUCUGUUCUGGCUCCUUCAAAGAGCAUUAUUAUAAGAGCCAAUGGGAGAGUUGCUUUCCUAUUGAGGCGUGACCAUCUAGAUGAGCUGCAGGGCUGGGUGAAAGAUUUGUCAGAAAUUUGUUAAGCCUGUGCCUGUUAAAUUGAUCACUCUUCAUUGGUGUAAGAAAAGCCUGUCUGGAGUUGCUACAUGUUGUGUUAAUUCUGCAAUUUGAUUCUAGUUGAAUAAAAUGAAAACAUUGUGAGGACAAA